UUUUUUUGAUAAAAAGUGUAGUAAUCUUUUUUGAUAAAAGUGUAAAAAAAGAAUAAUUUCUUUCCUUUAUCCUCUUCCCCUAAAUUACAUUUCUCAUUUUUUAACACUCUUUCGCAUCAACAAAAAUGAAAUUUUAUUUCGCUGUUGCCCUUUUAUUAGCUGUUGCUUCUUUAGCUAAUGCAGUUGAUACUAUAAAACCUUUGAAACCAAGUGCUUUUUGUAUAAAGAGUAAACUUACUCCUGGUGAUGGUACUCAACUCAAGCAACCUAGUUGUGUCAGUCUCGAAAUUGGUGAAAUUCCCGCUACCAAUAAGAUGGUCUCAGCUUUAAUCGUUAAUCCAAAGAAUAAUCAAGCAAUUAAACGAAACACACCAUUUACAGUUGAUACCAAAGUCAUAGGUCUUAGCACUGGAUUCUUCUCUGAUCCAGCCGUGGACUAUUAUCAAAUUCAACAAACUCUUGAUGGAGGUGGCCAAAUUCAAGGACAUAGUCAUAUUACAAUCCAAAAAAUAGAUGGUAAUAAUGCACCUGAUCCUACAGUUUUUGCAUUCUUCAAAGGUUUGAAUGAUGCUGCUAAGAAUGGUGUCUUGAGUGUAAAUGUAGACACCGGACUUCCUCAAAAAGGUACCUAUCGUAUUUGCACGAUGAAUUCUUCAAACUCUCAUCAACCCGUGGUUAUGCCAGUUGCUCAAAGAGGUGCUCAAGACGACUGCGUUAGAAUCAAUGUCAUUUAAGAAUGUAACUAAAAAAAAGGUUCAACUUGCCCUAAUUCUUAUUUAAAUGUGCAUUUUUUUUUAUAAUAGACAGAUCUGUAAAUUUUUUUAAGGAUUUUUUUUUUUGGUAGAAUUCCCAAAAAAUAAAUGAAUUUACAUAACAUCAAAUUA
Molecule: messenger RNA, 884 nt
Organism: Rhizophagus irregularis DAOM 181602=DAOM 197198
Lineage: Eukaryota; Fungi; Glomeromycota; Glomeromycetes; Glomerales; Glomeraceae
Source: RefSeq, a predicted model, not a curated record